AUGGCUUUACCAGCGGCGGCUCGGCGGCUGCUGCACCGCCGUUAGACACACUCGGAUGCAGAGAGGGAGGGAGGGGAGCUCGUAAGCGUGGCUGUGGAACAAAUCAAGAAAAAAAGGAAGAGAGGGAGACUUUUACCUCCUCCUCUGCUUCGGCUAACAAACUCACUCCUCCUCUCCAGACCCACAGGAGCACAUGCCGGUGUGAGCGCAAGUUUUCAAAAAACAUUAUUUUAUGGAUUUCCGAAACUAAGGGGAGUUAUGGAGGUGGCAGUGUGAACCGAGCCUUCCUCCCCUUCCUGUCGGAGGGGUCAGAGAGGAGAACACCUGCUGACAGUGAGGAGUUCCUGAAGGAGGCGACGCAGCAGCAGCCGCAGGAGGAGGAGGUACAGCACCGUCUUCAUGCUUCUGCAGAAGCGCCUGUGCGGACUGAACACAGCAGGACACGCCACACACACCUGACAGGUCCCUACUGAGCCCAGCGCUGUCAAACACUUGCCACACUCUACAGCAUCAGAACAAGAAGCUGAGACAACUCGUGGGAAGCAGCUGAUUGGUUGACCUUUGUGGGGAGGCCCGGGGGUCAAAGGCCAUGGCAGGUCGACUUCUCCUCUUCCUGUUCGUCUCCGUGGCGCUCUGUCACGCUCAUUUUUCUUCUACGCAACGCCUGAAGCCCCGCCUCCAGAGAGACAGACGCAACAUCCGACCAAACAUCAUCCUCAUCCUGACUGAUGACCAGGACAUGGAGCUGGGGUCGAUGCAGGCAAUGAAUAAGACUCGCCGCAUUAUGGAGGAGGGCGGGACUUCCUUCUCUAAUGCCUUUGUGACCACACCCAUGUGCUGUCCGUCACGCUCAAGCAUGCUCACUGGGAAGUAUGUUCACAACCACAACACCUACACCAACAACGAGAACUGUUCCUCGCCGUCUUGGCAACGGCAGCACGAGCCGCGGACCUUCGGCGUUUACCUCAACGACACUGGAUACAGGACAGCCUUCUUUGGAAAGUACCUGAAUGAGUACAACGGUUCGUACGUUCCCGCCGGGUGGAGGGAAUGGCUCGGUUUGGUGAAGAACAGCCGCUUCUACAACUACACGCUGUGUCGCAACGGCGUGCGAGAGAAGCACGGAGCGCAGUAUCCACAGGACUACCUGACCGACCUGAUCACGGCAGAGUCGAUCCGUUACUUCCGCUCUUCAAAGCGACUUUAUCCUCACCGCCCUGUUCUGAUGGUUCUGAGUCACGCGGCCCCUCAUGGACCCGAAGACUCUGCCCCGCAGUACAGCACCGCCUUCCCCAACGCAUCGCAGCACAUUACUCCCAGUUAUAAUUACGCGCCAAACCCAGAUAAGCACUGGAUCAUGCGUUACACCGGCCCCAUGAAGCCCAUUCACAUGGAGUUCACCAACAUGCUGCAGAGGAAACGACUGCAGACGCUUCUGUCUGUGGACGACAGCGUGGAGAAGCUGUAUAACAUGCUGGUGGAGACGGGCGAGUUGGAAAACACCUACAUCAUCUACACGUCAGAUCACGGCUACCACAUCGGCCAGUUCGGCCUCGUUAAAGGUAAAUCUAUGCCGUACGAGUUUGACAUCAGAGUCCCGUUCUACAUCAGAGGACCUAACGUGGAGCAGGGCAGCAUUAACCCUCACAUGGUCCUAAACAUCGAUCUGGCUCCGACCAUCCUGGACAUCGCUGGCGUCGACACGCCUCCAGAUAUGGACGGAAAGUCGAUAAUGAGUCUGCUGGACACAGACAAACCUGCCAACAGGUUCCAAGUGAACAAGAAGCCGAAGGUGUGGAGAGACUCGUUCCUGGUGGAGAGAGGGAAGCUGCUCCACCAGGUCGUCGAAGGUAAGGAAGUGUCGCAGGAGGAGAACUUCCUGCCCAAACGCCAACGAGUGAAAGACCUCUGUCAGAGAGCCGAGUACCAGACGCCCUGCCAGCAGACGGGACAGAAGUGGCAGUGUGUGGAGGACGCCACGGGGAAGCUACGGCUCUUCAAAUGUAAGAAUGAAGGAGGGGCCACAAGCUUCCAGAGGGGUGUGAUUGGCCGUCAGCGUCCAAUCAGCAUCAAGUCUCAACUGUACCUUCCAAAUUCUGGCGCUUGCGACUGCAAUUUCCGUGACCUGCGACCUCUGAACCUUCGACCCCCCAUGAUGAAGCCGUUCAACAAGAAGCCUUUCUUCUCCAAAAAGAAGUUCAAAGCCCUGAAGAAUUACUCCAGGAACCGUUACAGCCGCUCUCUCUCCAUGACGAACAAUUACCCUGGAAACCAGAGCCUGGCAGGCUGGGAUCAGCCAAUGAGAGACGAGUCUGAGGACGAGUUUAGCGGGAUGGGAGGAGAUCCCAACGCCGUGGUCACACCCAACUCUGUCAAAGUCACUCACCGAUGUUCCAUCCUGUCUAAUGCAACAGUGAAGUGUGACACGGGAGUGUAUCAGUCCCUGCAGGCCUGGAAGGACCACAAGCUGCAUAUCGACCACGAGAUUGAGACUCUGCAGACGAAGAUAAAGAACCUGAGAGAGGUCAGAGGUCACCUGAAGAAGGCCCGCCCCCAGGAGUGUGACUGCAGUAAAUAUCUGUACAAAUCCAAACUGAAGAACAAACUGAGGUACAGAGGAGGAAGUCUGCAUCCGUUCAGGAAGGCCGGGGCUCGGGACAAGAAGGCGUGGCUUCUGAAGGAGCAGAAGAGGAGGAAGAAGAUGAGGAAGAUGAUCAAGAGAAUCAGAAACAAUGACACGUGUUCAAUGCCAGGACUCACCUGCUUCACUCAUGACAACCAGCACUGGCACACGGCGCCGUUCUGGACGUUGGGUUCAUUCUGCGCCUGCACCAGUGCCAACAACAACACGUACUGGUGUCUGAGGACCAUCAACGAGUCCCACAACUUCCUGUUCUGUGAGUUUGCGACUGGCUUCCUGGAGUACUUUGACCUCAACACAGACCCGUACCAGCUGAUAAAUGCUGUCAGCUCUUUAGAUCGGACGGUUCUCAAUCAGCUCCACGUGCAGCUGAUGGAGCUCAGAGGGUGCAAGGGACACAAACAGUGUAAUCCUCGCACGCGCUCAGUGGAACCAGCAGGAGGGCGGGCACAUGGCAGCUUUCAUGACUACAGGCUGUUUGAGAGGAGGAAGUGGCAGAGAGUCAAGAAACCUUCAUCGUCUCGAACCCUGGGUCCGAUCUGGGACGGAUGGAAGGGCUAAACCUUUAGAUUGGUUGAACUCCGCCCACAUCAGCUCGAAGGUGGAGGGCGUGGUCGUCAAUACAUCAUCACCAAUUGACCACCACGGCUCCGCCUCACCUGUCAGCCAAUCAGCUUCUUUAGUCUAUGUGACAUCACCAGGACCUCCCACCCUGCCGCUCAGGGAGACACUGGGACAAAAUAGUCGACGCACCCCUCCACUGGGUGCUCCCGCUUCCUCCUCUUCCUCCCUUGACGAGGAGGGGAGCACCAUGUGGAGGAGCAAGAAGAAGGAGGAGGAGAGGAUGAGGAGGAUGAUGGGGAUGAGGAGGAGACAGAGAGGUAGACGAGAAAACCGUGAUUGUAAAAUAAAAGCAGGCUUGUUUGAGGAAAAACGUUUUGCUGUUUCACACCACCGAACAUCAAUCUGCUGAAAAUCCGUCUGCUAAAAUUCUAUUCUUAUCUCUUCUUAUCGACUCCUGUUUUCAUCUCGUCUCUGACAGAAAUCAUGUUGCUUCAGGUGUUCAUUAAGCACUCUUUGAUUUUAAUUUCAGUUUUUUUCAGACACCAACGCUGGAGCGUCAGUUUAUAAAAAAGUUUCUUUUCUUCGUUUUUUUGAGCGACUCUGUUAAAGACGGAAAAAUUCAGAUAGAUGUUAUUUUCCCAUUUUUGUCUCCAGUGAGAGAACAACACAGCUUCUGCCGUGAUGAAAUAAAUGUUGUGUACCAACCUCUUAACUUUAUUUUUGAUACAUUUUCUUGCUAUUACGCUAUGUUGAAAAUGGUAAAUUGGUAUUAAUAACAAGAAAAUGUUCAUAAGGAAAUGUUUUGCAAGAUAUAAAAUUUUCCUUGAUACAGGAAACUUUGCUUGUUCCAUAAAGAUGGAAUAAAUUAAAAAGAGGGAACAUGUGAACCCACUAUGAGGACAAACAUUUGUAUUUUUUAUGGCUUUACAGUUUUUUACAAAAUAUAAUAUAAUAACCUAUCAUAAAUAUCAUAAAUACUGAAAGCAGAUGAAAACUGUCACAGUAUAACCAGAAUUUUGUUUCUACAAUAAUGAAUAAAUAAGUAAAAUAAAUGAAUGAAUUCACAUCUCUUUAAAACAAGAACAAAUAUUUUAACAUAUUUUUGAAGCUUUGGGGGAAAAUGUUCCAGCUGCAGUAAAAAACUUUUUACAUGAGACAUUUUUAUCAUAUUCUGAGUUUUAUAAGAAACAAUGACAUGAAUACUAAAAGAUCUUGGAAAUGUGAAGUAUUUUGAAAUUUACAUUAUUAUCUGACACAUUUCCUUAGGGGAAAAAUUGGUAUAUCACAAUAACAGGAGAAUAAAGUCUGAUGAGAUUAAAAAGUAGUGAAACUUUGUUGUGACACAAUAUCCUGAGUCCGUCAUCAUUGAACAGCUUUUUAAAGGUAGUAGAAGUUUUGACAUAUUUUCACAUUCUUAGAAAAAUAUUGUUAUCACUUGAUUCAUCUUCAAAACUCAGUGAAAGAAAUGUAAUGAUGAAAUGACAAAAGAAACCAUAAAUAUGUUUAAUGCCUUGAGUAUAAAAGAACUUUAGGCUGUUUUCAUGAUAUGAAAUUAAACAAAGUUUUAGUUCUUAAUAAGAAAAAGGUAAAAGUAUGAUUUUAAAGCUUGUUGAAAUUUUGAGAUCAUCAAAAAUAUAGUAACACAUAUAAACACAGUUUCACUCUGUUUAUGUGAGAUUUUACAAGAAACAUUGUUAACAUGCUGACAGCUGGGUUUGUGUUAUUCAAUUCAGUUCAGUUCUAUUCAAACAGCGCCAAAUCACAACAACAGUCGCCUCAAGGCGCUUUAUAUUGUAAGGUAGAUCCUACAAUAAUACAUACAAAGAAAAACCCAACAAUCAUAUGACCCCCUAUGAGCAAGCACUUCGGCGACAGUGGGAAGGAAAAACUCCCUUUUAACAGGAAGAAACCUCCGGCAGAACCAGGCUCAGGGAGGGGCGGGGCCAUCUGCUGCGACCGGUUUUGGUGAGAGAGAAUUAUAAAAUAAAACAUUUCAUUUUCUUGUUAUUUUGACGUAUUUAUCAGUUUUUUCCUUCUAAAACAAUAAAUCAUCUCAUCGUAAGGAGAAAACACAGAGUACAUACAAGUAUGAAUUAUUUUUUACGAUAUUACUUUUCAUGGUUUCAUGGGCUGUUAAAUCAUCUGUUUGGGAAUAAUAGUCUUAUCUACAAACAGUUAUUUUAUUAUUAUCAUUGUUUUAAACUACACGUGAAAGAUGGUUUUAAAGCCUCAGUGUUUUGGUGGUCAGAAACCUUCAUCAAUGAACUGUACAGGGGCAUCACUCAGACAUGCAUACCUGCUAAUUAGAGCUAAUUAACAGGCUAAUGAAGAAGAAAGAGAUUAGCACAAAUCUCUCAGAAAGUCCCGUUAACCACAUUCAUCAGGUAAAUGUGGAGUUAGAGAACUUGUGUUGCAGACACAUUUUAGUCUGUAGUGACCUUGGCCAACUUUUGAUUCCAUCUUCUAAUAACGAUCUUAUAAACGUAGGUCAUCAAACUAUUUUCAACACAAAUGGACACUUUGUCACUGCAGUAAGAAACCUGCCAUAUUUGUCUCGUGUUUACAUUAUUCCUUGUAAAAACGGAAUCUCAUGAUAGCAAGAAAAAAUGUCAAAUAUAAAAAUGAGAAGUUAUUUUUCUAUUGUAACUUUUUUGUCAUAAUUUAGUAUAACAAAGUAUUUUAAUCUCUGAUAUUCUGAUCAUGAUGAAAAUGUAUUCGUGUUGAACCUCACAGUGAAGAGGCUUGCCAUUUUUACACAGAAGUAUAGAAGUGAAAGCACCUCCUCCUCCUCCUCCUCCUCCUCAGGUGACCUCCCAGUGGCCUCAUUUGUUCUCCAUGUUCAUAUUUAGUCUUUCUAACCAUCUCUGAGGACUUUAAAGGACCUGCUCUCCCUUUUCCUGUUGUUACUAAACGGAGACUGAAGCGGACGCCACAAACUUUCACGCCGACCACUCUGACAUCACUGCUGAUGCAAAUGUGAUGUUGCUUUUUUCCCCUUCGCUAACUUGGGUGUCAGUUACCGUAGUGACCGACAGCUUUAUUGAUGACAGAGCUACAGUUGUACUAACCUGGUGACUGACUACAGUUCCCAUGAUGCAAUGCAGCAGCCCCGAAGAGAAGAACAUGUCAGAGUCAAAGAGAACAAGCAAUUGGGGGAAAAGGUCUGUUAGUGUCUCGUGAGCCGUGAAACGAGGGCACGGUGAUGAUGUCAUCAGGUCUGGAAACAAAGAAGAGUUCACGGAGAUCUGGUUCAGUGUUUUUGUUUUUUAACGCUUCAUCGUCCAAUCACGUUGUACCUACACACCUUCCUUUUGGUUCAGUUGUUUCGUCCGCUCAGCUGAGUUUUAAAGAUGUUCUUUUUUCAUCUAGAUCAACAACAGAACAUAUAAAAUGUAAAUUGUAACUGUAGAAAAGCACGACUGGAUUCACACAGGAAGUCAAAACAUUGAAGUCAUUUAUCUUUGAAUUUCCACAUCUGAAUAUUAACGCUGAGUGUUGAGGAAGUGAUUUCAGGCUAAGCCCAGGUUUCUGUCGGUGUCCCCUCAGAUAUUCUGGCACUGUCAGAUAGUUUUCUUACCUACAUCUGAUCCCGCUUGUGUUUCUUAUAUUUCCCAGAAUGCUGUUCAGCUGUUCAUUUUAUUACUGCAGUGCACCUGUUCUGCAUUUCAGUGUUUUCUGUAACAUAUCAGCUAUCCAGUGUUGGAUGUUCAUAUUAAACAUGGCCAAAGUUCAAAACACAAAGGUCAGUGUGUACAAAUAAUCACCGCGAGCGCUGGGCUUCAGACUCUCAACACUCAGUUUCAGCCCAUUUUUUCAGUGCUUGGGUCUGUGUGAUGUCAUAGAGAGGAAAUAUCCCUAAUAUUGUCAUCUCAGGCACAGCCUCACCCACCUGCUCUACAAACAGCAGAAAUCUGGAUUGUAGGAGCUAAAACAGGCAGUGAACCGAGCACCACGGCCCUGUUUGACAUAAAGAAGGAUUAUUUUGAACUUGGACUCAGGAGAAGCUACUCUAGAGAGUCCAAGGCUGAAAAUGUGAAGCUGGAAAUUAGCAGAACAGAUCUCGGUGAACUCGGUGAUCUAAAUUAUUUGUGACCUAUUAUUCCCUGAAGUUAGCAGUCAUACGUUAUAACAGUCUGUGUAAUAUCAUUUUUUUUUAAAGUUUGGAUUUAAUGUAUGGAGUACCGAACAGCUCAAGGGUCAAGAGGGAGAUCACACAGUGACCUAACAUGAUAUCAUAACACCACAGUGAGACAACUGCUCAUUGGCUAAUCUGGGCUUUUAGAAAAAAAAUCAACACAUUACGUCACGUUAAUGUCAUAUCAGAGUUGCCAUGAUGAAGAGUUCUGGAGGUGAUUUUCUUCCUUCCUGUGUGAAUGCAGCUGUCACUCUGCUGUCUGUAGACGUUUUUUCUUUCUUUCUUUAACCCCAAAGUGUAUUUUGCUCUGCGGUGCUAUUUGCUGUCUAACAGAUAUCUAGGAAAAACCUUCUGGUUGUGUUUGAAUGUAUUUGUAAAUGUGUAGGCGUGUCUUCUGAAGACGCACACGAGAACCGGACCGAUGUGGUCCAGCUGAGCCUGGACAGACACGCACAUACACACCUUCACUUUAUCCACCCCGACACACACGCACGCACACACACACACUGAAGGACAAACUGCAGAGCACUUUGAUUGGAGGAUGCAGGGGACGAAUGAACCAAUGGAGGGUUCGUGGUGAGGCAUGAUGUAAAGCUGCCAUGUGCAGCCAGUUAAUACUGAUCUAACACACCUGUACAGUCACCCACUGACCUGUGGAUACAGUGAUUGGUUUUAGUUUGUGAAUAAAGUGUUGAAUGCCAAACUGUG
This is a messenger RNA of Pelmatolapia mariae (spotted tilapia), 8048 nucleotides long. RefSeq names its product sulfatase 2b (gene sulf2b). The transcript has 25 exons. NCBI's taxonomy places the organism in Eukaryota, Metazoa, Chordata, Actinopteri, Cichliformes, Cichlidae. The coding region runs from base 590 to 3202 and encodes 870 amino acids. Gene Ontology annotation, cellular component: Golgi apparatus; cell surface; endoplasmic reticulum. Gene Ontology annotation, molecular function: glycosaminoglycan binding; calcium ion binding; N-acetylglucosamine-6-sulfatase activity. The record is from RefSeq and is a predicted model, not a curated record. Gene Ontology annotation, biological process: positive regulation of vascular endothelial growth factor production; glomerular basement membrane development; positive regulation of Wnt signaling pathway.